CCUGCUGCCCGCUUGGCUGGCUGGAGCAAGAAGGAGAAGGAGCCGGGCCAGGCGCUGCACCAGCUGCAGCCUUGUCACUCAAGAGGAGGAAGAAGGAAGGACAUUUACGAGAUCUUAAGGCAAGGAGACUGCGCUGAAGGAAUGCUGUUUUGUCCCUCUGCUACUUUAACAGAUGCCUUGACAGAAACUGGGGAAAGAACGAUCGUUUGGCUAUAGGUGGACCAAUCCCAUUUUUGUUACUCAUCUCCUGACGGCCUCCAUGUUUCUGCAGUAGGGAAAUCUGAGCCAAACUCUACAGUCCCAAUCCAUGGUGCUAGUCCCUCACGUUUCCUUGCGCCAUGGAGGCCGUUGAUGUCCCAGUUGGGAACCUCAUUGACUUUGACUCUGAACCUUCCACGACUGACACCUCCGAAUCUGUCCCCCUCGCUCCUCCGCUCACCAACAGCAACAGCUUACUGGACCACCUGAAGGAUGGCGUGGCCCCUGUGGCGGAGGAGAGCGACGCCACGGAAUCCGCCGAUAGCGAGAACGACACGACGGACUCGCCCACCCAUCACAGCUGGAACAACCACCGCCGUUCCUCCUCGGAGUCCUAUUCGUCCAACCAGAGCACAGAGUCUGCCAAGGACGAAGUGACGGCAGAACAGCGGGAGUUCAUUCGGCAGUAUGUCGAGAAGAUUUUCACUGGCGGAGAGGAAUUUGACCAAGAGGAGAAGGCCAAGUUUGGAGAACUCUGCAGCGGGGAGUACGCAAAAGGCAGGGAAUGGUUUGCCAGAUACGUGAGCGCUCAGCGCUGCAAUUCCAAGUGUGUGUUGGAGCAAACCUUUUAUCGACUGGUGCAGUCCUUUGCCGUGGUGCUGUUUGAGUGUUACCAAAUGGAUGAUUUCAGCCCGGCUAAGAACCUGAUGACUAUGUGUUUCACCUAUUACUACGUUGGCAAGCCCCUAGCACUACCCCCCGAGUUGAAGGAGAAGGCUACGGGCAGCAUUGAUUCCUAUCUGAAGUCCGCCAACAGCUGGCUGGCCGAGAAGAAAGACAUUGCGGAACGGCUGCUGAAGAACACGUCGGCCAAGACUGAGAACGUGAAAGGGUUUUUUGGAAGCUUUGAAAGCAAACUGAAGAGCCCCGUGAGCAAGAAAAGCGAGGAUGGUGAAGAAAAACCAAGAGAGAGAAUCCAGAAAUCAGUUUCCCUGUACAGCCCGGAGGAGGAGGAAGAAAAAUCAGGGGAAAAGAUUUACCUGUACAUGCACCUGAAGCAGCAGCCAAUCUGGCACACGCUGAGGUUUUGGAACGCGGCUUUUUUCGACGCCGUCCACUGCGAGAGGCGUAAACGGUCCCCCACCACCAGAGGGAGUACUGGAGAGGAAGAGGAAACGAGGGAGAAAUGGUGCCACAUGACCCAAGAGGAACGUGACGAUAGCCUGCGGUUUAACGAGAAUAUAACCUUUGGACAGUUGGGCACUUUCACUCACAACAUGUUGGCUUUCGGGCUGAACAAGAAACUUUGCAACGACUUCUUGAAGAAGCAGGCGGUGAUCGGCAACCUGGACGAAGAGCAAUACAAGCUCCUUAGCGAUCACAUCGAACAGAUGGCCGCUGAGUAGCACCGCGACGGAUCAGGACCAGGACAUCGGGAAAGGAAGCCGGCAGGAGGAGCAAGAUGUGAAACCUCAUCUCUGAGACUACCUGAAACUUAAGAUGGGCUUCUUCUUUUUUUUAAAAAAAGAGAGAUCCACAAAGCCAACAGACCCUGCGCUAAACCUGCAUGCUCGUUAUCCAACUGUGUAGAGAAGCGCUUGCAGCCUGUAGAUGUAGGAGCUCCACAAUCCGAAAGACGCCUGCCCUCGCCUGCCGCCUCCACCUCCUUCUCAUGCCUUUUCCUCCAAACUGAUGGACUUAAUAGCAUUCUGGGGGAUCGUCUGUCUAUUAGGCUGAGAGGGCAACCGUAGGAGAGUAUAGCAUAGCCGUAGAGUUGGAAGGCUGCGUUUUUGAACAGGCCCAUCUCUCUCUCUCUCUCUCUCUCUCUCUCUCUCUCUCUCUCUCUCUCUCUCUCUCUCUGCCUCUGCAUUGCUGCCAAACGUUUUUAGAAGCACAUGGGCUGCCAAGCGUAAAAGUAGAUGCAUGCAAGGGGGAUGCAUGAGGUAGGGAAGAGGAGAAAUGCAGCCUCGCUUGAUGCUUGUAUUACUCUGGGAAGCCAAUGAACCCAGAGAAAGAAGGGCUUCUGUAGACCUGGGGGUCUCGAUGCAAAGCCUCCUGACGGGUGUGUAUAUAUAUAUAUAUGUAGGCAGCGGUUUUAACUAGUCCUGCAUCGUGUUCCGUUGCAGCGAAUUCUGACAUAGCCAAGCACGUUUUGCCCGGCCACUUUCUGUUCCCCUCUUUGUUUGCUACAGAGCAAAGGUGGAGGAUAGGCCCAGGAAGAGAGAGCUCAGGAGGGGUGCCAUCUUCUUUCAAAGGGCCCGGUGGAUCUGCUUUCCCAAACGGUCCAGGGAGGAGAAAUCCUGAAGGACCCUAUAACCACAUUCCUGGGCGUGUGGGUGGGGUUUUUUUUGGUGGGGGGAAUAUCCCAGCUCCCUGCUUUGUGUUGUGAAAGUUUUGGAGCUUUCGCUGUUAGUUCUGGGUAGUCAAAGCAAAAUCUUCAGGGAGUUACCAUGGGGCACUGCCACUUUUCAAGUUUGAUCUUUUCUUGGCCACAUAACUUAAAUGCGCUUCGUUGCGAGACGAUUGCUCUGUGCCCUGUAUUGCAGCCCUUAUGAGAAGCCAACUUCAGUUCACAUAACUUU
Molecule: messenger RNA, 2780 nt
Organism: Elgaria multicarinata webbii
Lineage: Eukaryota; Metazoa; Chordata; Lepidosauria; Squamata; Anguidae
Product: KIAA0513 ortholog
Exons: 14
Coding region: 339-1604 (421 amino acids)
Source: RefSeq, a predicted model, not a curated record